AGCUGCGCGAGCUCUGACUGUUGGCUUCUUCAGUAGCAGUCGUAUUGUAGAGGAUCAGGUUGGGGCUGGAACACUAAAGACGGAGUGAAUGGGCCUCUGGGUCCAACAGCCUCUGCCAUGUCCAAAGUGGUUGGCUUGUCUUCCAAGAAGAGCCGGUGGCUCUUGCAAUCCUUGCGCGACCAGCAGCGACAUUCCCUGGGCACUGGGUUUGAAAGUGCCAAUAUCCUCCUCUCGCCCAAGUACCACCUCAAAGACAAGGAUCUAAGAAAAAUCCACAAGGCUGCGCGUGUCGGGGAUGCAGCAAGAGUGCAGCAGCUCCUGCUUGGGAAAUGCGGUGUGAAUGACAAGGACAAGAAGAAGAGGACUGCCCUCCACAUCGCCUGUGCUUAUGGCCACCCAAAGGUAGUGAUGGCCCUAAUAGAGGGAAGGUGUGAGAUCAAUGCCACGGACAGUGAGGAGUGCACAAGUCUGGUGAAGGCUGUGCAAUGUCAGGAAGAGGAAUGUGCUACCAUUCUGCUGGAGAACGGUGCUGACCCAAACAUUGUGGAUGCCCAGGGCAACAGCGCUCUCCACUAUGCUGUCUAUUAUAAGAAUACAUCACUGGCUGCAAAACUGCUCGAUCAUGAAGUGAAUAUUGAAGCUACAAAUAAGGGUGGCUUCACACCAUUGUUACUGGCUGUCAGUGAAAACAAACUGCAGAUAGCAAAAUUCUUAUUAAUGAAGAAUGCUAAUAUACAUGCGGUUGAUAACCAGAAAAGAACAGCCCUCAUGCAUGCUGUAAGCCAUGACUCAACACACCUAGUGAGAUUUGUUCUUCAGCAAGGUGUGGACCUCUUCUUGAACGAUGCCUUUGGAUUGACUGCAAUUGAUUAUGCUGCUGAUUUUAAAUAUAAUACCAAUAUGAAAAUCCUUCUCGAAUAUAAAGAAAAGAGAUAUGAGGAGUCUGCAAGAGUCAAGCUAGCGGAGAGAAGCGCUGAGGACAACUCUUCCGGAAGGAAGGACCAACAGAGUCAGGAACUGGAAAACAUAGAAAAGGAAGAAUUGACAGAGCCAGGAACUGGACCAGAAGAACAAGAGCCAGAUGGAGGGGUGACAUCAGUGGAAGAACCAAGGAGGCUCAAUGGCAGAGGAGAUGACCAGCCUCAGGAAGGUGAAACAGCACCAAGGACUAGAGAAGAAGAGCAAGGUGUGACAUGUAAAGCGACAGGAAAAGAGGAUGGCGACGAAUCAUCUUGGGAUUCUGAGAGUGUCUCUGAGAAUCUCCCACUUAUUCGCAUUGGUGUUGAUGGACUAUUGCAAGUAAAUGGGCAAGCAGUAGAAAACCCAGAGAAAUAUCUUCAUUGGCUGCCUAAGAGAAAAGGAGAAGAAUCUGUCAAACAAAAGACUCCUAAUCAAACAAAAGGAGUCAGGGGUUUGCAGGCAGUCCCACCAGCAGAACCAGGUUUAGAAUUGACUUCAGAGGAAAAGCACAAAGAGCUCUCCAGAAAUGAAGCUAGCCAGCAUCAGGUUGAAGAAGGAAGGAAGCAGGAAUGGAGUGAAUGGGGCGCAUCAGAGAGCCUGCAGGCUGCUGCUCUUGACGGCGGUGACCUCACAUCACCUCUACCGAGGAGGAGGAACAAGCAGGCCGGGAAACCCGGAACACAGGAGUCUCCUAGUGUAGACAGCAAAGAGCAGGAUGGUGGUUCUGACUUGAAUAUAAAAGAAGAAAAUAAAAAAGGAUAUGAAGAAUGGUCUCGAGACUUUGUGAACGAACUAACAUCAGAGAAGUUUGGAUCAGUAGCUUGUGAUCUCCUGCCAGUGAAAGAUUCUUGGAGUUUAAAUGGCAUGGAUCCAAAUAAGGGAAGGCCUGCAAAGAGAAAAUCAAAGGAAAAGCACAAGGUCAGAGAAGUGAAUGCUAUGGAAGAUGCUGAUGGCCAAACUCAGCCAUCUGAGGCAUGCUCAGAAAAUGAAACAGACCCAUGUUCUAACAUACUGCAAACAAAAACGGAGAACAAGCCCUGUGAGCUACCUACAAGACAAACUGAAAACAUGAAAGGCAGCAAAGCAGAAGGAGAGGUGCUGAAAACAGAGCCAGUGAGAUCAAGAGUUGCAUUAAAAGAAAAGGGGGAUCUAGGAGAAGGUGAAAGGGUGACGCUCCAGUCACCAGGAAAGGACGCUCUUUAUCCUGGAGACGCUGGAAGGCAGCACCGUGACACGGCUCUGAGGAUCCUGCGCCUGAAAGUAAAGCAGACUUUGAAGCAGUUGCAAGAGGCCCAGGACCGACAAAGAGAAGUUGUUCAGAGUUCGCAGAGGAUGCAGGACCACUUGCAGAAGCUUCAGGCUGGAUGUUCUGAGGCAGAAGUUAUGGAACAGGAGCAAGGAGAGAAAACUGCAGCGCUUCAGAAGCUACACACAGGCCUGACUAGAGUCAAAGAGGAACGGAUAAAGAAACUAAACAAAAUCACACACUCUCUGAAGUGUUCUCUGGAUCAAAUGAAGAAUAAAAAUGAAGAAUUAGAGAGGGAGCUCACUGAAAUAAAGAAACACUUAGGAGUAAUGAGAAAGAAAUUGAAUGACCAUGAAAAUGGAGAAUUUAGUUGUCAUGGAAAUUUUAAAACUAAAGAACAAGAAGUGAAUGUUUCAGUGGAUAUGUUUAAAAAUGAGAUCCAUGAAUUGAAAGAAAAAUGGGGAACUAUAUCCUCCAAAUAUCUACCUCUGAAUAUGCAAUUUAAAUACAUUGAGCAGGAGUUGUUAUCCAUAAAAAUAGCACAAAAGCAAUACGAGAAGCUGCGUGAAGAUCAGAGGAGUCUGCGAAGGGAGGCACUAGGCCUGCAGUGCCAGCUGCGAGAGAACAUGGCAAAACUAGAAGACAAAAAGCAUGCACUGGCACAAAGAGACAGUAAUUAUGACUCGGUAAUGAGUCAGAUGGAACUCAGGAUUAAAAACCUUGAGUCGGAGCUCGAGAAACUGGAAGCUGAGAAAGAGUCCAAUGAGAGAAAGGUAGAGAAAUACCAACAGCGCUGUGUCCGAGAGCGGGAGCUCAGCCAAAUGCUAUCACAUAAACUCACCAAAACUAAUAACAAACUAAGCAAAGUCAGAACAGACAUUUUGCUGGUGACAGAACGGAACAGAACUGUACAGAACACUCUUACUACAAGGCCUGUCCCCAAAAGUCCUGGUGUCACGAAGCAUGAUACUUAUAUAAACCGCAACCCUAACUUCAUCGCAAGCAGAAACUCAGAGCCUGCCAUACCCAGCCCUCAGCCUUCUCCUGAGCUUAUGGGGAGGAGUCUAUUCAAGAAGCAGCAAAAAAUGGUAAAAGACAUAACUGAAGAGGUAGAUAAAGCUGCAGCUGAACUUGAGUCUUGGUCCUUGGAAGCUUAUCCUUCAGGAUCUAAGUAACAAAUCAAGAUCUAUUUUAGGGAAUAGCAAAGACGUGCACAGAUUAAAAUAAACAUGUUUUUCCGAACAAGA
Molecule: messenger RNA, 3453 nt
Organism: Mus musculus (house mouse)
Lineage: Eukaryota; Metazoa; Chordata; Mammalia; Rodentia; Muridae
Product: predicted gene, 32916
Exons: 31
Coding region: 118-3381 (1087 amino acids)
Source: RefSeq, marked validated